This is a messenger RNA of Stomoxys calcitrans (stable fly), 1830 nucleotides long. RefSeq names its product transcription factor BTF3 homolog 4 (gene bic). The transcript has 2 exons. Gene Ontology annotation, cellular component: cytosol; nascent polypeptide-associated complex. NCBI's taxonomy places the organism in Eukaryota, Metazoa, Arthropoda, Insecta, Diptera, Muscidae. Bases 110 to 634 code for a protein of 174 amino acids. The record is from RefSeq and is a predicted model, not a curated record.
CUAGAAUUUUUAGCAUAAUGCAUAAUGGCGACGAUUUCUUUUUGACAGUUGACUUUACUUUUGGCGCACGUGUUUUCUCACGAACCGUCCUCAAAAAAUUAAUAAAAAUAUGAAUGUCGAGAAAUUGAAGAAACUGCAAGCGCAAGUGCGUAUCGGUGGUAAGGGUACUCCUCGCCGCAAGAAGAAGAUCGUUCACUCCACCCCCGCUACAGAUGAUAAGAAAUUGCAAUCUUCAUUAAAGAAGUUAUCGGUCAACACCAUACCCGGCAUUGAGGAGGUCAACAUUAUUAAGAAUGAUGGUACUGUCAUCCAUUUCAACAAUCCCAAGGCACAGGCUUCGCUGCCCACCAACACGUUUGCCAUUACCGGUCAUGGGGAAAACAAAUCCAUUUCGGAUAUGUUGCCAGGUAUUUUAACACAAUUGGGUCCCCAAGAUAUUACACAGUUGAAAAAAAUUGCCAGUGAAUUGGCCAACAAGAGUGGUGCCGCUGCUGGAGCUACUCCAGCGGCAAAUGCGGGCGAUGAUGAUGUGCCCGAUUUAGUAGAGAACUUUGAAGAAGUCGCCAUUGGUGGUGCCAAACAAGCUGAAUCUUCUGAAGCUGCCAAGAAGCCCGAAGAAGUACCAGUAGCUUAAGAGAAAACCGCCACCAGCUCAGUGGAUACCUUUUUAUUUUUACUAGAAGGGUAGUUUAAAGGGAUGAUACACAACAAAACAAUACCAUUAUUUUUUACAAUAAUUAUUAAAGAAACAAAACAUUUUUUUAUUAACUUUCAUCCGUUUACUUGGAAGUGUUGGAAGUUGUAAAAAAUUUGAAAGGGGGUUUUUCCCAACCAGUGGACUCUAAACAUACACACCAUCCUCUGGCUAGGGGAAAAGCAAAACAAAUAUUAUUGGGCAUCGUAGUAAUCGAGUUUUACUAUAUAUAUUUUUCAUUAAACUUAACUAUAUAUAUGCUUAUAAAUAAUAGUAAGAAAUAUUUGUUAACAAAAGUGUUGUAGUACAAACACACACAGAAACACUAAUUAUGAUACGAAAAACAAGUUGUUUACUAUUAAAGUUCAGGCAUCUUUUGAAAAGUUUGUCUGGGAAACUACAAAACCAACAUGUUUAACGGACUCUAAUAGUAAUCAUACAAAAUAUUACAUCAUUAAAUCACUCCCAAGAAAUGACAGGCCCGGCCCCCAUGAAAACAUUUUCUAAAACACCAAUAUGGGGAACUAGCAUCACACUGCACAUUUCCUGGGACAUACGACAGCUCGAAAAUAACCUCCCCCUAUUCAUUACACUAGUUUCAAUACUGUAACAGAUUCCAUUUUUACGUUGCUUGCAUUGUACAAAUAUAUACAACAGUGGCACACUCCAAUGAUACACAUUGCCAGAUAAGAGGAUGGAUGGAGGUCUCUCAUUUUGUUUUUUCAAACAGUUAUUAUAAAACAUUCUUAUUUAAUUUAAGGAAAUGGAGCAUAGUCUUAAAUUUUUUAUACUACUAUGAGAAGAACAUCAAACAGCUUAUGUAAUGGUAACACUUAACAAUUCCAAAAGUCAGAUAAUUGAUUGUAAGACUCCUCUCCACCACCACCACCUCCACGACAAAUAACCUCCUACUCCUUUUAUGCUAAGAGAUGUUAGCUCUUAUUUUUAUUUGUUAAUAUUUUGGACCUAUCGAAUCAUUGUUUUAUAUUCUCUUCCUCUUCGCCCAAGUUGUAACUACCUAAAAAGAAUUAUUUUUUACAAAUCAGAUCUUUACUAACAAAACCACAAAGUCAUGUCCCAAACAUUUCAUACAUGGAAAAAUAAAAUCUUUAACCAAAACUGUUGAAACAACGUAA